AGCGGCCGAGGCGGUGGGGAGGGGGGUGGGGGGGACGGACAGAGCGGCUUCGCUCGUGGACAGAGCGGGGGAAGAGAUUCUCUCUCCCCGCCCCGCCCCGCCGACCGGGCAGCGAAACCGCCGCGGCGGCGGGAGCGAGUGAGCGGGGCCCGCGGCGCUGCUGUGCCCAGCCAUGGACAAUCAGUGCACGGUGCAGGUGAAGCUGGAGCUGGGGCACCGAGCCCAGCUGMGGAAGAAGCCGACCACGGAAGGGUUCACCCAUGACUGGAUGGUGUUUGUGCGGGGCCCGGAGCAGUGYGACAUCCAGCACUUCGUGGAGCGCGUCGUCUUCCGGCUGCACGAGAGCUUCCCAAAACCCAAGCGAGUGUGCAAGGAGCCCCCCUACAAGGUGGAGGAGUCUGGCUACGCUGGCUUCAUUAUGCCCAUUGAAGUGCACUUCAAAAAUAAGGAGGAGCCCAAAAAGGUUUGUUUCACAUACGACCUGUUCCUAAAUCUGGAGGGGAAUCCCCCUGUGAACCACCUUCGUUGUGAGAAGCUGACUUUCAACAACCCCACCAAGGAAUUCAGGCGCAAACUCAUCAGGGCUGGAGGGGUAAUGGUGAUGCCAGAGGGAGCAGAGACUGUUUCAAGGCCGAGUCCCGAUUAUCCCAUGCUGCCCACGAUACCUCUCUCAGCCUUCUCUGAUCCCAAGAAGACCAAACCCUCCCAUGGGUCAAAGGAUGCAAACAAGGAAAGUAGCAAAGCAUCCAAGCCACAUAAAGUAACCAAGGAGCACAGGGAGAGGCCCAGGAAAGACUCUGAGAGCAAAAACUCCUCCAAAGAGCUUGAGAGAGAACAGAACAAGCCUUUGAAGGACUCCUCCAGAAAACCAACUGAGAACAAACUGCCUAAGGAGGAGAAGGCACCUCCAAAAGCUGCUUUCAAGGAACCAAAACUGGCCGUGAAGGAGACCAAACUGGAGAACACUUCUCCAAAGGGGGGGCCACAGCCGGAGUUAAAGUCUUCCAGCAAGAGGCCCUCCAACGUGGAGUCACCAAAGCCUAGUGCCAAAAAACAAAAAAAGAGUAGCUCCAAAGGGGURAAGAAUAUCCUGGGGACAUCUCCCAGAACCUCGUCUUCCUCAUAUCCAGAGAAGAAACAAACCAAGGAGAAGAUGAAUGCCAAAGUGGAGAAGGUAAAAUCUGAGAGCGAGGCCAAGGAGAUCAAAAAGCCUGUGGAAAUGGAGGAGUCGAACUCAGAGGAUGAAACUUCUUUCAAGUCAGAGGGGGUUAAGUCUGUCCAGUCCAGCCCUUCCAACUCCAGCUCCAGCUCCGACUCCAGCUCUGACUCUGAUUUCGAGCCAUCUCAGAACCACAGUCAAGGCCCCCUGCGCUCCAUGGUGGAGGAUCUGCAGUCGGAGGAGUCGGAUGAUGAUGACAGCUCCUCUGGAGAGGAGGCAGCAGUCAAAGCCAACCCYGUCAGCCGGGAUUCCAGACUGAGCCUCAGUGACAGUGACAGUGACAACAGCGCCGACUCCUGCCCGCCCAGCCGGGAGCCRCCUCCUGGGCAGAAACUGCCCCCAGCAAACAACAAGGCAUCUGGAAGGAAAAGCCCRGAGUCUUGUAACAAGCCAGAGAAGAUCCUGAAGAAGGGAACGUAUGACAAGGCCUACACGGAYGAGCUGGUGGAGCUCCACAGGCGACUCAUGGCACUACGGGAGCGCAACGUUCUCCAGCAGAUCGUCAAUCUCAUUGAGGAAACYGGGCAUUUCAACGUCACCAACACAACCUUUGACUUUGACCUCUUCUCCCUGGAUGAGACGACCGUCCGCAAGCUGCAGAGCUACCUGGAGGCCGUGGCCACAUGACGCUGGGCCUGGCAAGCUGGCUCUGCUCUUCAACCAGAGAUCCCCUUCAUUGGUACCAGGAAACCACCCCAUGGAACUAGGCCUUCUUACCCUCCUGCCUCACCCGAAGAAGCACUGCCUUAGAGAACAGCCAUGCUCUAGGAAUGCUCAGCCAGCUGCACUUUUCUUGUAGGCUUCGAACCAGCGCCCGCCUUGCUGAGCCUGUCCCCAGCCCGGCUCCGUGGGCCAGGCCCCGAGCAGAGCAGGCGUGCUGCACUUAGGCUGCCCAGCGCCACCUUUCGGUUUCCCUUCGAGCGACUGUGUUUCCAGAGCACAUUUUGCAGGCGUCUCUGAGAUCUGCAGCAGCGUGGACGCUGUUCCCUUCCCCUGAAACUCGGGACCAGCCCGCCGAGAGCUCCGGGAUGCGGGGCCCUGCUGCUCUGCGCUGUGUGGGGCACAGGGGCUUUGACAAAACUACUGGGGACA
Molecule: messenger RNA, 2311 nt
Organism: Malurus melanocephalus (red-backed fairy wren)
Lineage: Eukaryota; Metazoa; Chordata; Aves; Passeriformes; Maluridae
Gene: MLLT1
Product: MLLT1 super elongation complex subunit
Exons: 12
Coding region: 173-1846 (557 amino acids)
Biological process (GO): regulation of DNA-templated transcription
Cellular component (GO): super elongation complex
Source: RefSeq, a predicted model, not a curated record